Coturnix japonica (Japanese quail) is the source of this 1700-nucleotide messenger RNA. RefSeq names its product ring finger protein 24 (gene RNF24). Lineage: Eukaryota; Metazoa; Chordata; Aves; Galliformes; Phasianidae. Gene Ontology annotation, molecular function: zinc ion binding; ubiquitin protein ligase activity. Gene Ontology annotation, cellular component: endomembrane system. The record is from RefSeq and is a predicted model, not a curated record. Gene Ontology annotation, biological process: proteasome-mediated ubiquitin-dependent protein catabolic process.
UCGCCGCGCAUGCGCACCCCGAAGCUGGGCGGGGUGAGGAGGGGGCCGGGCUCCAUCCGGGUCCCUCCCCGUCACACAGCGGCGGCCGGGGCUCGGGGCGAGGCGCCUACCCAUGAGCUCAGAUUUCCAGCAUUACAGUUUCAGGAUGCCGAACAUCGGGUUCCAGAACCUGCCUCUCAACAUAUAUAUCGUGGUUUUUGGCACAGCCAUCUUCGUCUUCAUCCUCAGUUUACUGUUCUGUUGCUACUUGAUCAGGCUCAGACAUCAAGCACACAAAGAGCUUUACGCCUACAAACAGGUAAUACUUAAGGAGAAGGUGAAGGAGUUGAACCUACACGAGAUCUGUGCCGUUUGCUUGGAGGAGUUCAAGCCCAAGGACGAGCUGGGGAUCUGCCCGUGCAAACAUGCCUUCCAUAGAAAGUGCCUCAUCAAAUGGCUGGAGGUGCGCAAGGUGUGCCCGCUCUGCAACAUGCCGGUGCUGCAGCUGGCACAGCUGCACAGCAAGCAAGACCCCGGCCCCCCCCAGGGCCCCCUCCCUGGAGCAGAGAACAUCGUAUAGCUCUGUGCCAUCAUGGACUGCCCCGGGGCUGCUGGGGGGUACCCGGAGACGACCAAAGCACUGCGGAACCAGCAAGGAGCCAAGCUGGGGAUGGGAGGAUGGAGAGCUGAGAGCACUUUAAGGAGGGAGCAUCCCCAUACCCCAAAAUGGUGCUUGGUUUCGGAAUGGGGUUUUCCUUGCUGGGAACGUGGAGCUCAGUGACUGUUGGGAAGCCUCAGUAUGAUGCCUUGGGAACGGAGCGGCCGAGCGGUGCCUGAAUGCACUUAUCCCCCUCUGAGCAUCACCCAGGAGAGCCGGUGUCCGUCCUGUGCGGUGCUGUGGGGUCAGUGCCAUCCAAGGGGGGUUAAUUUCCACCCCUGGUUAUGAUCCUUACUGAGGAUUGCAGUUUCUCCUCCCAAAGGGCCGCCCAGGGCUUAGGGCCGGGUGCUUUUUGGGGUGGCUCUCCCCCCUGCUCGGUGCCACGGGCUACCUCAGGGCUUCCUUCAUCCCCGCCAUGGGUAAGAGCAUCUCCCAUCGGUGCGACCGCCUCAGUAUCACAGCACGGGUCGGGGCAAACCCUGCCCUUUGGGUUCACGUUGAGCUUGGCCCUUCAGGAUGGCUCAGCACCACCCAAAGUCCUCACCCAACCCUCCCCGAGUGCCAAAGCUGCUGGGGGCUGCACCACCCCCUCCUCUCCUCUCACCCCAUGGGGCAAAUUCAGCCCUUUUCAGGCAUCAUUCCCCCCCCGCCUUUCAACCCGCAGCUCUUUAUGGGAGGGGUCCCCAGUGUUACCCCACAGCGGGGCUGGGUGGGGCUCUGGGGGUGUGUGUAGGGGGUGGGGUCCCUCCUGUACAUAACCCGCGACUCCCAUGACUGUUUAUGGAGCGUGGAGCCUCAUAGACGUGUUUGUACACUACAAAUUCUGCAGCAGAAUAUUUUUAUAAAAACAUUUGCUGUUUUCUUUUUUUCUUGAUGGGGGGGGGGGAGCCCUUUUUUUUUUUUGUAAGCUCUAUUUUUGUAUAUUUAAUUGCUAUUUCAAGAUUCUAACGCGUCUUUCUGUUUUGCUAAUGGCACUGUUGGUAAGGAAAAAAAGCAAAGCAAAGGAGAAGCGGUUUUUGCAUGUGAUUUUUGAGUUGAAAUGUAAAUAAAGGCAGGUUUUGGA